This is a messenger RNA of Eucalyptus grandis, 2095 nucleotides long. Its product is annotated as aspartic proteinase 39. Gene Ontology annotation, biological process: proteolysis. The transcript is spliced from 10 exons. NCBI's taxonomy places the organism in Eukaryota, Viridiplantae, Streptophyta, Magnoliopsida, Myrtales, Myrtaceae. Gene Ontology annotation, molecular function: aspartic-type endopeptidase activity. The record is from RefSeq and is a predicted model, not a curated record. The coding region runs from base 337 to 1797 and encodes 486 amino acids.
GUAGGGGGGGAAGUUGGAGAUGAUGGUCCUACCCAUCGUUGAAUCUUCCCCACGUUGUUUCUCCUCUGUCUCUCUCUCUCUCUCUCGUUCUCGUUCCCACGAUCCCUUUUCUCCUGCGGGCAGGCGAAGACACCCCAGCCCAGCACGCAAAAACAGAGUCUCUCUCCUGUUCUGUUCUGUUCUGUUCUGUUCUGUUCUCUGCCGUUGUCUCUGUUUUGCGCGCACAAUUCAGAGCCGAGGAGGAGGAAGAGGAAGAGGGUAGGCGGUGGAUCGGCGGCAUAUUCGUGUUGAAGCGAGACGCGGGGCGAUAAACCCACCCCUCCCCUUCCCUUCCCCAUGGUACCCACCUUCCUCCUCUUCCUGACGUGGGUCCUCGCCGCGAGCUCCGGCGUCGGCGGCGGCGGCAACUACGGCGUCUUCAGCCUCAAGUACCGGUACUACGGGCAGGAGACGUCCCUCAGCGCCCUCAAGGCCCACGACACCCAGCGCCAGCUCCGUAUCCUCGCUGGCGUUGAUCUCCCCCUGGGCGGCACCGGCCGCCCUGACGCCGUCGGGCUUUAUUAUGCGAAAAUCGGUAUUGGGACCCCUGCGAAGGACUACUAUGUACAAGUCGACACGGGGAGUGAUCUCAUGUGGAUCAAUUGUAUUCAGUGCAGAGAAUGCCCCAGAAGAAGCUCCCUUGGUAUAGACCUCACGCUGUAUGAUAUAGAGCAAUCGGACACUGGUAAACUGGUCUACUGUGAUAACUCGUUUUGCAUAGGGUAUAGUGGAGGUCCCUUGUCAGGCUGCAGCGCUAAUGUGUCUUGUCCAUAUCUUGAGAUAUAUGGUGAUGGGAGCUCCACUGCUGGAUACUUUGUGAAGGAUGUGGUGUUAUAUGAUCAAGUAUCUGGAGAUCUCCAGACAACAACUGCAAAUGGAAGCGUUAUAUUCGGGUGUGGCGAGAGACAAUCUGGAGAUUUAGGUUCAGAUAAUGAAGAGGCACUUGAUGGCAUCCUUGGUUUUGGAAAAUCAAAUUCAUCGAUGAUUUCACAGCUAGCUUCAUCUGGAGAUGUCAAAAAGAUGUUUGCUCACUGUUUAGAUAGUACGAAUGGUGGUGGCAUCUUUGCAAUUGGACGCGUUAUUCAACCAAAAGUGAAUACAACUCCUAUGGUUCCUGACCAGCCACAUUACAGUGUCAACAUGACUGCAGUUCAAGUCGGUCUUGAGUUGCUAAAUCUUACAACGGAUGUGUUUGAGAUAGGAGACAGAAAGGGCACCAUACUUGACAGUGGUACAACCUUGGCCUACCUUCCAGAAAUUAUCUAUCAGCCAUUAGUAAGCAAGAUUAUUGGUCAGCAGCCUGAUUUGAAUGUCCACACGGUUAAUGAUGAAUACACUUGCUUCCAAUAUUCAGAGAGCGUUGAUGAAGGAUUUCCUAAUGUCACCUUUCAUUUUGAAAAUUCGCUCACUCUGAAUGUUCAUCCUCACGAAUAUCUAUUUCCUUAUGAAGGUUUAUGGUGUAUUGGUUGGCAAAAUAGUGGGAUGCAGUCUAGUGACAGAAGGAACUUGACACUUCUCGGAGAUUUAGUGCUUUCAAAUAAGCUUGUUGUGUAUGAUCUGGAAAAGCAGGCCAUUGGAUGGACAGAGUACAAUUGCUCUUCAAGCAUUAAGCUGCAAGAUGAACACAGUGGAACAGUACAUUUAGUAGGUUCCCAUUAUAUUCCCUCUGAAAGCCCUCCUCCUUGUGAUGUAACGGUGUUGGUUCCGUUCAUUUUACUGUUGACGCUGCUGCAGAUAUUCAUACACCAAAACAUGUGAGAGUCGAUCAAAUAAAGGUGAAAGUUAACAUAUAGGGAAGAUUGUUAAACUGAUCACACAACUGUGAAGUAGGCACUUUUGACGAUUGGUAGUGAUCAUGGUUUGCCCGGGCAUCCUAGGAUAAUGUAGUUUGUCAUUUUGGGUUAAUAAUUUUUGUCCACAAAGUGAGAAUCUUAUAUUACCCAUAGCUAAUGCAUGUAUAGUCUCUCUCUCUCUCCCUCUCUCCUCUCUCAUGUGCAAACAAUUCUAUAAAAGGCCAAGUAAUCCAAAUACAGAUAUUCCUCUCUGAUUUUAGUUC